CUAACCAGUGGUUCGGGCCGCUGCCGUUGUUCCCUCUCUCAGUUCCCCACCCACUUCCCUCCCUCUUUCGGGCUGAGAAAUCUUUCCCGUAACCCCCUUCAUGGCGCACAUCACCAUCAACCAGUAUUUACAACAGGUGUAUGAAGCAAUUGAUACCAGAGAUGGAUUAUCUUGUGCAGAGUUGGUAUCUUUUAAGCAUCCUCAUGUUGCAAAUCCCCGGCUUCAGCUUCCCUCUCCAGAAGAUAAGUGUCAACAAGUUUUAGAACCUCCAUAUGAUGAAAUGUUUGCAGCUCAUUUAAGGUGUACCUAUGCAGUGGGAAACCAUGAUUUCAUUGAAGCAUACAAAUGCCAGACUGUGAUAGUUCAAUCUUUCCUGCGAGCAUUUCAAGCCCAUAAAGAAGAAAAUUGGGCUUUGCCCAUUAUGUAUGCUGUAGCACUUGACCUUCGAAUUUUUGCUAAUAAUGCUGACCAACAGUUGGUGAAGAAAGGGAGAAGUAAAGUUGGGGAUAUGUUGGAAAAAGCAGCUGAAUUGUUGAUGAGCUGUUUUCGAGUCUGUGCCAGUGAUACUCGUGCUGGUAUAGAUGAUUCUAAGAAGUGGGGAAUGUUAUUUCUGGUCAAUCAACUAUUUAAAAUUUAUUUUAAGAUCAACAAACUUCAUCUUUGUAAGCCCUUAAUUAGAGCAAUUGAUAGCUCAAAUCUGAAAGAUGACUACAGCACAGCACAGAGAGUUACAUACAAGUACUAUGUUGGUCGCAAGGCGAUGUUUGACAGUGAUUUUAAGCAAGAUCAUAUUCCAAUCAUCUAUGGAAUGAGCCUGCUACAAAUACUUGCUGAAGAAUAUCUCUCAUUUGCCUUUGAGCAUUGUCACCGUUCAAGUCAGAAAAAUAAAAGAAUGAUUCUGAUAUACCUGCUGCCAGUAAAAAUGCUGUUGGGUCAUAUGCCAACAGUUGAACUUUUGAAAAAGUAUCAUCUUAUGCAAUUUGCGGAAGUAACCAAAGCUGUGAGUGAAGGAAAUCUUCUGCUCCUGAAUGAAGCUCUGACAAAACAUGAAACCUUCUUUAUUCGCUGUGGUAUUUUCCUUAUUCUUGAGAAGCUGAAGAUCAUCACCUAUAGAAAUCUCUUUAAGAAAGUAUACUUAUUACUCAAAACACAUCAGCUUUCUCUUGAUGCUUUUCUGGUUGCCUUAAAAUUCAUGCAAGUUGAAGAUGUUGAUAUUGAUGAAGUUCAGUGCAUUUUAGCCAAUCUCAUAUACAUGGGUCACAUUAAAGGAUACAUAUCUCAUCAGCAUCAAAAGCUAGUGGUUAGCAAGCAAAAUCCUUUUCCUCCACUUUCAACUGUGUGUUGAUUCUACAAUAUUGAGUCUAAAGAGUUUUUGCAGAAAAUUGAACUUGCAAAACUUUUUUUAAAAAAUAAGUCAUACAGUUGAAACUCAAAAGUAAUCCUGUUAAACUUGGAACUGGACUGUUGGAAACUUCUCAUGGCUCCUUUCCCAGGGACACAGAGGCUAGGGACUUGGCACAGUACCUAGAGGACAUGAAUUGCUCCUUUAGAAAAUACAGCUUCUGUUAAUUUUAGUAUGAUCUGAAGUUUUUCUAUAGGAAAAAAGAAAACAUUCCUAGUCUACCAUGAAGCUUUUAUAAAACUUCUGAAAAGCUGGUGUUCUGAAUAUUUUGAAGGCAGCUACACAUUUUACUUUUCAUAGCGUUAUUCAUAAAAUGACCUUUGUACUUUUUCAUAACUGUUUUUAAAAAAAUUCAGUAUGUAUGGAAAUGGUGUAUUCUCUAUCAUCUUUCAGAAUAUUAGGGUUUCAGUAUUCCAUUUGAAUAUUUUUUUUUCAUAAUAGCUUGGGAACCUUAGAUUCCUUUGAGUCAAAUUAUAUUUGAUUUUGAAUACUACUUUUCCUUGUAAUUGCUCAUUAUAGUGAACAUUUCCAGAUUUAACAGGAUAAGCAUUUUUUUUUUUCUGAUUCUGAAAAAUGCUUUGGAAAAUCAUUAUGUCCCUAGAUUCCCAAAUCAUUGUAGUCUUGUAAGUUUGCUCCACAGAAAUUCUCUGUGUAGAUAUAAUAAAUAUCUGUCCUCCUUGUCCCAAAGGAAAAACCCUUCUAGAGUUCAGAUUCCUCCCAUUCUACUAGGAAUACAAAGGUAGAGCCCUAGUCCAUGUUCUUUCUCAUUUUCCAGGUUUAUCUGAACUCUGGGAAAACUGCCUUCCCCAAUCCCUCAAUAUUGUGAAUGCAGUGCGAAUGAUUGGAACAGCUGUAGACCAGCUCUUUGCUUUUCCAUGCCAUAUCCCCCAGUAGUCUUGGAAUUCUUAGUAGCAAUCUGGUUUCAAACCUACAUAAACCAUACUCUCCAGUUCUCAGUAUGGUAGAGAUCCCCACAGAAUUAUUCAGAAGCUACUCAAAAAAGGAUGUAAUCUCACUGCAAGAAGUCUUCCCUGCUCUAAAUAUUUUGAUAAUGAAAUUUUUGCUGUACCAAAAUAAAUUUUCCAGCACCCAUAAGUACCCUCAUUUGGAGGGCUUUGGUUUUAUGUAUGUGUUAAACUAUGAACCACUAGACACAUGUAAAGUAUUACUUUUAAAAAAAUAAAAUGUUAUUAAUA
This is a messenger RNA of Dromiciops gliroides (monito del monte), 2598 nucleotides long. RefSeq names its product PCI domain containing 2 (gene PCID2). The coding region runs from base 101 to 1345 and encodes 414 amino acids. The transcript is spliced from 15 exons. NCBI's taxonomy places the organism in Eukaryota, Metazoa, Chordata, Mammalia, Microbiotheria, Microbiotheriidae. Gene Ontology annotation, biological process: poly(A)+ mRNA export from nucleus; transcription elongation by RNA polymerase II; post-transcriptional tethering of RNA polymerase II gene DNA at nuclear periphery. Gene Ontology annotation, cellular component: transcription export complex 2. Gene Ontology annotation, molecular function: RNA binding; double-stranded DNA binding. The record is from RefSeq and is a predicted model, not a curated record.